AUAAUUUAAUUUCUUUUUUUCUACAAUAGAAUUGAAUACCGUACUUACAAAUGGUGUAUCGACUUGAAAGUGUCGAGAAUUGUAUCGAAAAAUGCACAUUGUAGUUUGAAACUGUAUUUGAGGACCGCCAAGUUCAUUAAAUCGUUGCAAAUACACGUGAGGAAGAUACGGUUGGAUCUGCAGUAUCCAUAAAAAUGAUGAUAGUUACAGUACUUUUUACUCUAUUUUGUGUAAUAUCAAAUGCUUCAGUCCAUAGAUUAAACGUACCCAGAGUUUUAUUACCAGUAUUUAAUGAUUUUGCUGUAAAUUUUACACUAGAAGUUACCGAUGGUGCUUGUUAUCAAUGGUCAACAUCACGUUUAGAUAUUAUUCAAUUAAUUCCUAUAAAUGAAAAUGUUGAAAGAACAUGUUCUUCUGCUAUUUUGAUUCAAACAAUAACAAGAGAGGCUACCAGAAAUACAGCAAUAGUACUUGCAGAAGAUGUUAAUAAUGGCCAAUUUUUACGAUGUGAUGUUAUUGUUGAUGCAAUUUUCUCAUUAAAUCUUGUUACAACUACAAGGGAGUUAUAUAUAGAAGAAGCACCAGAAGCAUUUGAAGUACGGGCAUAUGAUGAACAAGGAAAUGAGUUUACAACUCUUGGUGGAGUAGAAUUUCUUUGGAGCAUAGAUGUAGCUGACAAACACAGGGCAGAUGGUAAAACACCAAAUGAUGUUCUGAGAUUCAUGACUUAUCAAGAGUCACAAUAUGAAACUCCACCAACUGUUGCUGCCUUAGAUGCAACUGGUAAAAAGGGGCAUAUUGUAUUGUUAGAAGGAAUAAAAACUGGCACAGCAAAGGUUUCUGUGAGAUUGCCUUAUCCAGAAUACAAGCAUGUACCACCAAUAGAAGUUGAAUUAAUUGUAAUAGCUAAUUUAAUCAUCAUUCCAUCAGACAUAACAGUAAUGGUAUAUGAUAGUUUCAGAUAUAAAAUAAUGCAAGCUCGUCAUGGCCGUUUAGAAGAAAUAAGUUUACCAUCUAACCAAUACUAUUUAGAAGCAGAAAACCCAGAUAUUUUAAAAAUUGAUAAUGACCAUGAUUCUGCAUAUGCGAAAUUUUAUGGUCGUACUAAAGUAUUCUUGCACGAUAAAAAUGUUCGCGAUGAGUAUCCCGUUAUUUUGCCAUCUGCUAUAGUUAACGUGAACGAUGUGGCUUACAUAAAUCUUGCUGUUUUGCCUAAUAGAAAUUGGGGCUUGAUACUUGGUCGCACUCAUGAAAUUGUAGUUGAAUUAUAUGAUAGCAAAGAUCAUAAAUUUUAUAUCGGAGAAGGUGUUGAAGUAUCAGUAAAAUUAGAUGAACACUAUUUUGAACCAAAAUUAAUCACACAAAAUGGAACUUACAUUGUUGGUGUGCCUAUUGCAUGCGGGACAAUGACUGUUGAGGCCACCCUUUAUGGUAUAAUUGACAAACAUGGUAAAAAGGUUUCUUUCGCGUCGCGUCCUAGUACAAGAACUGAACUUUUGAUUCAUACUCCAGUUACCAUUCAACCUAAAGUACUAGCUGUUCCGUGGGAUUUUAAAGCUAAAUCACGGUACGAUAUCGUGUUAAAAGCAAGUGGAGGAGAUGGAUCAUACGUGUGGUCAAGUAGACAUCCGUCGAUAGUAACAGUUUCUCAAAAUGGAGGAAUACGAAUUUUAGCAGCAGGCGCGACAGAGAUAACCGUUGCAAUGACUAGAAAUCAGUAUAAUAAAGAUACAGCAAGAGUAUAUGUAUUGCCACCUUCGAAGUUAAAAGUAAUAGAAUACAGUAUGGAAGCAGCAGUAGGAGAACCAAUUUAUCUCCACAUCGCAUUAUACGGGAAAUUAAUUAAUGGAACAGACUCGAAAGAAAUUCCUUUCAACGACUGUAGAGAUAUCAGUUUUGAAACGUACAUUCCAGAUGGUAAUUUUAAACAAAAUGAUAGCAAGAUCAUAGAACCUGUUGGGAUAGCAUGCGCUGUUAUAGCGGUCUCUAGCGUAGAUGUUGGAACAUCUGAAGUGACUGUAGUGUAUAAUGCUAAUGGCCAAUAUUUAACUGAUAAUAUCACUGUAUCCGCCUAUGAACCGCUAAUAGCAGUACAUCCAAGUAGUAAGGAAAGUUUGUUGGCAGUGGGAUCUUCGAGAAAAAUAGUUUUUAAAGGUGGACCCCAUCCACGGAAUAGCAAGCCUCAGAGUUACACGCGAAAUAUUGAAGUAUCUGAAAAAAAGAUUGCCGAAGUGAUAGAACACGAAAAUUCACCGACCGCAUUAUAUGACUUAUCUGUUUUUGAAGUAAUGUGUAAAGCACUUGGUGAAGUGACGUUGACGUACACAAUUUCGAAUAUCCCUUUGUUACCGAAUUGCAAAAGUACACAUGCAUCUGAAACGGUACGAAUUAUUUGUGGGAAACCCAGACACAUUUACUUACAACCUGAGUUUAAAGACAGUAAAAACUGUCCUAUUAGUUUUAAUACCGAAAGGAUAAUGGCGCAUAGCGAUAAAAAUUUAAAACUUAUCACUAUAAUAAAAGAUGGAAAAGGCAGAAUCUUUGAUAACAUUACGAGUUUACAUAUUGAAUGGGAUUUGAAACCAUCGUCCGUAGGUUUUGUUGAAGUGCCUUCGGGUACUAUAGAAGAAACAUUUACAGAUAUGAACGUAAUUUUAUCCAAGUAUUAUUAUCAAAAUAUUAUUUUCAAAAAGCAUUUCGGUACUCUCAGUUUAACAGCCACAGUUACUGGCUAUCAAAAGUAUAUACUGAGUAAAUUGAAGAUAGUACCUGAAUGGCCACCUUUUGCAAUUGAGAGUGAAAGAAGAAUUUAUGAAACUCCGCUUAUAGAGACUUCCAUGGAAAUUGUUCUAGUUAAUGAUACUAGCAUCAAUCCUAACAAAUUAAUGAUACUAAAUGAUCCUACCGUCAAGUAUUACUUACAAGUGAGUCAAGGUUCUGGCUAUUACGAAUUCGUACUAAGUGCAGAUGACAUUGCAGAUGUGCGGUACAUAGAGUCAACGAAAGCAAUUAGCGUUACUCCAAAAAAAUUCGGAGCACUCCAUUUAUCUUUGAUAGAUCUCUGUUUGCCUUCAAAACCGGCUGAAGCUGUGAUCGAAGUGCAACAACUUGCCGUCAUAGAAAUUGAAACGGUGAAUAAAAUCGAGAAAGGAAAAUGCAUAGUCGCUACGUUGAAACUUUACGAUACAAAUGGCCAUAUUAUAAAAUUACCAUCCUUAAAUGCGUUAGAAUUUAAAGCAGAAAUCGAUAACGAAUGCAUAGAAGUUAAACAAUUGCCUGCUAACGAACAUGGUAAUCCUCCUUAUUCUCAAUUAUUGUACAUGAUACAUGGAAUAGGCGAAGGUGAAUCUCAGUUGACUUUCGUGAACAAAGGAGGUGAACAAGAAAUACAAAGUGAAUCGGUAACCAUUCAAGUUUUCCUUCCUUUAAAAGUUUUCCCAAAAAAUUUGACUAUACUAGUAGGAACCGUUUAUCAAGUACAAACGACCGGUGGUCCGUCAAACGCAGAAAUUGAAUUUUCUACAAAAAACAGUGAUGUUUUGAACGUCGAUUAUAAUGGUAUAUUCGAAGGGAAAUCAGUUGGUCAAACAAAAAUAAUUGUCAGAGCUAUUGGUCUGAAUGCCAGAGGUAACAAAGUCAUUUACUCUGAGGACUAUGCAGAUAUACAUGUACUGUAUCUCGAAGGAGUUAAAAUUGUUGUUCCAACAAGUCGAGUAAAAGCUGGUGCAACGUUUCCACUUUGGGCAUUUGGUAUCCCAGAACAUUUAACACCGCUUGUCAUAGGAUCUAUGCAUUUACCUUUAACAUUCAUGUGGUCAUCCAGUGAUUCUAAUUUAAUAACUUUACAUAAUAUGUACGAAGGUACUGGUAUUAACAUCAGAUACCAAAAUGAAGUAUCUUUAAGAGCGAAAGCUAUUGGCCCGGGAUUAGCAACAAUUUAUUUAAAUGUUACAAUGCCGUCUAAUAUAUUAGCCGGUUUCAAAAAUGAUGUAACAUACAGUACAUUUGUAAAAGUUGAAAUUUUUGAAGAGUUGCGUUUAACUCAUCUUGGAUUACUCCUUAAUGUGCCAAUGAUAUUGAUGUCUCCAAAUUCUGUUUUAAAAUUACAAACGAAUCGCGACAAACAUGGUUCAACUACUUAUAAAAUAUUGUCGAAUAUGCAUGGAAACGAUUCAGAGGAUUCAUAUGCUUUAACACCGGCAUCUAAGACUGUUAGUAUUGAUAAGAACGGCGUUAUAAAAGCCGGUGAAAGUUUGGGAAAAAUAGUCAUUUCUAUCACGAACACAGAGGCGUAUAAUUUAAAGCAAACGAUAACUGUCAUUGUCGAAGUUAAACCCAUUCAUUAUAUGAUGCUGUCUUUAAAAUCAGUCUUACGAAUACGAAAUGGUGAAGAAUUAAACAUGUUACCCAAGGGUAUGGAAUUAGAUUAUAUCCUUGAAUAUUAUGAUAACGUUGGAACAAAGUUUCAUGCAGCUGAGGUUGAUGCAAAAACUAUAUCGAAUCGCGCUGAUCUUGCAUCUUUCAUUACAACUUCUAAAAAUAUAGUUACUGCAAAAUUUAUUGAGAAUGGAGAUCUUGUUGUAAAGGCAUACAAUGAAAGAUAUCCAAAUGCAAUGUUUGAUUAUGUACAUAUGAUGAUCGGCGAUAUAGUUUUCCCAACAAAGACAACACUAACCGUGGGUGAUGUAGUAUGCUUCUCAAUGCCACUUCUAUCUCCUGACGGUGAUCCUGGUUAUUGGCAAUCAUCAGCUCCUGAAAUAUUGACCGUGGAUCCUAUUACAGGAAUAGGGCGAGCUAAAAAUGUGGGCUAUGCGGUAGUAAAACACAGUCUUGCAACUCAUAUGCAAGGUGAAAUAGAAGUUAACAUCCAGCCUAUUGCAAAGAUAUCGAUCGUACCAUUGAGAGGUAGAAAUAUCACAGGAACUGAAACAUUUAGUGUUCCUCUAGUUCUUAAAAGUAAAGAUGAACAAGUUAAAGAAAAUAAUAUCUUGUCCAGAGGAUUGGGUGGUUGUAGAACGUUCACUUCGUUUGCUUUAACUUCGUUCCCUUAUACCUGCAAUGUACAAUUUCUGUCAUCUACCUCAUCCAUUGGAGUGAAGGAUUUGUUCCUGGUUAAACCACGAUUCGAUAUUACAACUGGUUUCUAUUAUUGUGAUGUAAUACCAAUAGAUUCCCCAAAUAUAGUUUCUAGUACGGUAGAGAGUCGCGUUCAAAUAAACGCACAAAGCAGAGAUAUCGAGGCUGUACCUUUAGAAGUAACUUAUCUUCCACCUGUCUACGUUGAAGCUAAAGAAAUUGUAUUUGUUAAUACUCAUUCUCAAACCAUACCAACCGCAACACUUGAGAUGUAUGGUUUGCAAUCGGUGUUAGACCAUCUUAACAUCGAUGUUCCAGAUGGAAUAGCCAUAAGUGCUCGUCAAUACAUUUCAAAAUCUACAAUGCAAUACAAGUUACGGUUAAUGCAUAAUCAGGACGAGAUUCAAGGUCAAAAAGUUAUCAUUACAAAUGAUAUUACAAAACAAAAUAUAUCGCUUUUUGUACGUAUAACGAAAUAUGAAAAUUUUAUACCAUUGUCCGGGAUUCAUUGGGUGGAUUAUAUGUAUUUCCAUCGUUACACGUUUGGAACAUUUGCUGUUAUUGUGAUUACUUGCUUCUAUAUAUGGAAAAACAAGAUGGCAAAUAUUGAUUUAAAUAUAAAAAAUAGAUCAGUGUUCGUUGACAAAUGUCCACCACAAUUGAAAAAGACUAGUACGCCAUGUUCGACAACAUUCAAUAGUACAAACGUUUCUGUUCCACGAACUCCAAUUACGCCAAUAAGACCAUUCUCGGCAUUCGACCCUGUUUAUGGUGAUCCUCGGGGUCUUUAUUCGACAAGUAAACGAAAUCGAUCAAUGAAUACCUAAUAAAUAAUAUAGUGGCAAAACAAUGACUUCAAUGUAAAAAUACAUUGUACUUAUAAUGAAAUUAUAACAUAUUAACUAGGCUCGUUUAUGAACAAAUAUUCAAUUAUCAGAAACUGGUGCCUUAUUGCCAUAAACUCAUUUUUACUAGGAUAUGUUAUUUUGUGUGAAAUAGACUUUUUACGUUGUUUUGUAGCGAUAAUAUCGUUAUAUUAAUAUUACUUAAUAGAUAUAUAAGAUAUUGUACAUUUUGUAAUAUAAACCUUAAGUUAUAUCAUUUUAUACAUUGGUAGAAAAACCAUAGUAAUUUCAUGCAAGUACAUUUCAAGAACACAUUGGUCGUAUUUACUUUACACGUUUGAGGUAUAUGGUUCCUAGUCAUAUAACUGAUAUGCAAGAGUAACAUUUAGGUUUUUUAUACGUAUGAUCUCGAGUGACAAUGCAAACGUAGCAUCAGUAAUUUAUUACAUUCUUUUAUUCAUUUCUGUCACUUGUAUGGUAACAUGUUUUCAAGUAUCAUAUGUAAUUUAUGUACUAUUCAUGUAUAAUACAUCAUUUUAUAACUUUGAA
Messenger RNA from Osmia lignaria (orchard mason bee), 6470 nucleotides. It is a transcript of the gene Gp210, whose product is annotated as nucleoporin 210. Gene Ontology annotation, cellular component: nuclear pore. The record is from RefSeq and is a predicted model, not a curated record. NCBI's taxonomy places the organism in Eukaryota, Metazoa, Arthropoda, Insecta, Hymenoptera, Megachilidae.